AUGGAUUAAUAAUUUACAUUAAGCGUCCCAAUCGAUAUAUUAAGUGACAUUUCUAAAGAAACCUUUUAAAAAGUUGUUUUUAGAAGCAUAACUGAUGAAUUUUCUUAUGAUUUUGAUAUAAAUAAUGGACUAGUUUUAAAAGAUUCUACUCUUACUUAAUUUAAUUAAGCUAUGCUUAAGGAUAUUAAUUGCACUUAUUAACAAGAUGAAUUAUUGAGUUUAAUAUACCCUACUAAAAUCAAUAAUCAAAGUUUAUUAAUGGUUGUAAAUAUCUCGAAUGAUGGAAUUUAUGAAAAGAUCAAUAACUAAAAAGAAUUAUUUAGAGGAGAACACUAUCAGAUUGGACUUCCAGCGGGAUCAAAUAAAUAAACUAUUGAAAUAAAAGAAGAUCAAAUUAUCAUCAAUUCUUAAUCUUUUGCGAUAAAAGAAAUGUUGCAAAUUGUUUUUGUUAAAAAGAUUUCUGAUAAUAAAUAUGAAUAUAUAUAGAUGGCUAAUCCAAGCGAUUGUUCAUCUCGUAAGCAUGCUCAUAUUAAAAUUUAAAAUGGACGAAUAUUUUUGCUUGAUGGGUUUGAAAAGCAGGUUUCAAAAAAUGGAGUAUGGGUAUUAAUUAAACAUUAAAGAUUUUCAAAUCAGAAUCAAUAUUGUUUUAAAGAUUUUAGAGUAGCUAUUAGAUUAAAAUAUUGA
This is a messenger RNA of Paramecium tetraurelia, 684 nucleotides long. RefSeq lists its product as uncharacterized. The record is from RefSeq and is a predicted model, not a curated record. The transcript has 3 exons. Lineage: Eukaryota; Ciliophora; Oligohymenophorea; Peniculida; Parameciidae.